AUGGCACUUCCACAUUUACUCUUGGGCCUUGUUGGGGUCAUUACUAUCCGGUUUCUUCUUACUUUUUUUAUUCGGCAUCGAUUUUCCUCGCUCUGGAAUGUGCCUGGCCCAUUUCUAGCACGAUAUACGGAUUGGUGGUAUUUUUGGCGCCUCCGUCAAGGACAGUUCGAGGAAGACAAUCUCACACUGCAUAAGCAACAUGGCCCUGUUGUACGAUACGGAUCGCGACGUUAUAGCAUCAAUGAUCCGGCAUCUUCUAAGAUUAUAUAUGGGCUCGGAAAAACUUUCCCAAAGUCGUCCUGGUAUAGCACCUGGGUUGGCCCAGGUGAAAUCAGCCUCUUCUCAGACCAGGACGUAAAUCGCCACUCGCAUCACCGCAGGCUUUUCCAAAAUACAUACUCAUUGACCGCUGUCAGUUCCUACGAACAAUAUGUCAAUGACUGUGCGGAUAUUUUCUGCCAACGUCUAUCCGAAUUAUCUCAACCUGGACUACCUAUAAAUAUGGGCCAUUGGUUCCAGUGCUAUGCCUUUGAUGUAAUCGGCCUCAUUACAUAUGGCAAACGACUAGGGUUUCUGGAUCAUGGCAAGGAUAUUGGCGGUGUCAUUCAUGCUCUCGAGGACUUUGUAUCAUACGCAGCGCCAAUGGGUAUCUUCUCAAGCUUGCAUCGGCUGAUAUUUCCUCUGAGGAACUAUCUUACUGGUUCAAGAGGUAGUGGCCGUGCAUAUGUUAUCUCAUUUACCGAAGACAGAGUCACGGAACACGCAGCGAAGCUAAAAGCCAUAGGAUCAAAGUCGGAUGCUACGGCUACAGUGCCAUUCCUUACCAAGUUUCUUAAAAGGUCCCAGGAGAGCCCAAGAACCUUUACAUCCACACACGUAACUAUGGGUUGUACAGCAAACAUGGUCGCCGGCUCGGACACGACAGCCAUUACGCUAUCGGCGAUUCUUUACCAUCUCCUCAGGAAUCCCAAGUGCCUUCGGACAUUGCAACAAGAGAUUGACCAAUUCUAUGAAGAGGGGAAAUUAUCAGGCAAGCCAACAUUUCAAGAGAGCCAAAAGAUGCCUUAUCUGCAAGCAGUUAUCAAAGAAGCCCUAAGAAUCCAUCCCGCUACUGGGUUACCGUUAGAACGCGUUGUCCCGAAAGGUGGCGCUAUAAUCUCGGGUUAUUUCUUCCCCGAAGAUACAGUUGUCGGUAUUAAUGCAUGGGUUCAACAUAGAAAUCAAUCCAUCUAUGGACCCGACGCGGACAUUUUCAAGCCAGAAAGGUGGUUGACUCAGGAUGAUCAACUCUCAGUAAUGAACCGCCACUGGAUCCCGGUAUGUUCUACACUGUGCUCUAAUCGAUUUGGCCUUGGUUCUCGUACCUGCUUGGGAAGACACAUCUCGAUGUUGGAAAUGUCGAAGCUAAUUCCGCGCAUCAUUCGAGACUUCAAUUUUGAGUUGGGGGCGGAGUUGGAACCAAUAGGGGCUAGAUGGAACACAUUCAACUACUGGUUUGUGAAGCCGAAGAAUUUUUAUGUCAAAGUCACGCCUAGAAACUAG
Messenger RNA from Ilyonectria robusta, 1542 nucleotides. Its product is annotated as cytochrome P450. The transcript is spliced from 5 exons. Lineage: Eukaryota; Fungi; Ascomycota; Sordariomycetes; Hypocreales; Nectriaceae. Gene Ontology annotation, molecular function: oxidoreductase activity, acting on paired donors, with incorporation or reduction of molecular oxygen; iron ion binding; heme binding. The record is from RefSeq and is a predicted model, not a curated record. Bases 1 to 1542 code for a protein of 513 amino acids.